This is a messenger RNA of Melanotaenia boesemani (Boeseman's rainbowfish), 2677 nucleotides long. RefSeq names its product zinc finger protein 600-like. The coding region runs from base 126 to 2129 and encodes 667 amino acids. The record is from RefSeq and is a predicted model, not a curated record. Lineage: Eukaryota; Metazoa; Chordata; Actinopteri; Atheriniformes; Melanotaeniidae. The transcript has 5 exons.
CCGAAACCGAAAACAGCUAGCCAAAUUAGCUUAGUGCUACUAUUGAAAAAUGCGAGUCCCAUUCUCAUUCCUGAUUUAAUAAACGAGCAUCCUAAGAGCCAGAGAGACCAAAACAUAAAUCCGGGAUGUGCUCUGUCGUUGGUUGUGAUUCAGAGCGUCGCAGCGCCCAACGGUUCAAAUUACCAGAGGACCCAGAGAGGAGGCUGGAGUGGGUCAUGUUUAUAGCAAAUGUUAACAAGCAACGUUUUAAAGAGUCGACCUGGACUGCUAUUACUGUGUGUAGUGAACAUUUCACAAGUGACUGUCUUGUUAAUUUGACUGGUUCGGUGCAACUGAAGCCCAGUGCUGUCCCAUCACUAUGUCUGAAUUCAGGGGCAGAGGAGCCUGUGGAGAGCUUUGAAUGUGAUGAGCCUGUGGGUAACUCAGAGUUUUUUGGUCAACAUGAUCAACUUGAAACAGAUGAUGGGAAUUCCUGUUCUGAAGAAUCAAGACCGGCUUCAAUGGGCUCUAAAAAUGGCCCAGUCCCAAGUGGAGCCUCGUGUUCACCUGACUCUUCUCUGUGUAGUCAAAAGCAACAAAAAAAUGUGAAUACAGAUUUGAUCAAGGAAAAAGCUGCACUUUUGAAGAAGAAAGGGAAAUUUCCUGUGAAUGAAAAACGCCUCCUCCAGUUGUUUAGCCGCAAGUGUCCGUUGUGUGGAGGUAAACUGAAGAUGCACAAGGUCACUCGGGGUGUAACCAUCACCUUGAACCAGCUUUGCAUUCAGUGUGACUACACAUACCAGUGGAAGAGUUGGGUUGACAGGAGUGAUCCAGCUGCAGAAAAUAAACUACUGACAGGAGGUGCAGAAGCAAAUUCAAAGGCAGCACCAGCAGAUGAAGCGUCCAGCAGCCUCACAGAUGUUCCUGAGGUUGUUGCUCUCAUUGAUGAGGAGAGUGACUCCAUGGUUGAAUCAAAUAAAUCAAGUGAUCCUGGUGACAUGGAUUCAGAUGAAGACUGGAAGCCAGUGGAGGGUGUUGUCCCAGUAAAAUUGUUUCAUGUCAAACCAAAUGAGGAAUCUAAAGAAACAUUUAAUUAUAGUGAUUAUUAUCCUGCACUCACCCCUCAGUACAGUCAGCUCUGCACAGAUUGUGGAAGGUUUUUUGACAGACGAAGACCUCACAUAUGUGAGCACAAACUGAAGCCCUACUCCUGCAACAUUUGUGGGAAAAGGUGUGUUAAUGAGGUUGCUCUAAAUUUUCACAGCAGAAUCCACGAUGCAAACUAUGAAUUUCGCUGCAAAUACUGUCAAGUUACGUUCAAGUUAAGGGUGGACAAAUAUGUUCAUGAGCAGAUCCACAUGACUCAAGGGAAGCCCUACAAAUGUCCAGAUUGUUCAGAGACAUUUGCCACAAGCAAGGAACGCAGAACCCACCUGGAAGACCACAGGGGCACUGUGGAUUUAAAAUGUCGCUUCUGUGGAAUUGAAUUUUUCCGUCCUCUUUCGAUUCAGAGACAUUUAUUAGUGCAUACAGGAGAAAAACCAUACAAGUGUUCAGAGUGCCAGCGUGGCUUCAACCAGGCAAGCCACCUGAAAUCCCACAUGCGCCUGCACACAGGAGAAAGGCCUUAUAAGUGUCAGCAUUGUGACAAAUGCUUCAAUCACAAUGUGAGCUUGAAGAGUCAUCUCCAGCGUUAUCACGGCGUGACUUCUGAACCUGAACAGAAGAAACUUAUAAUAAACAAAAGUGAAAGUGACACUGAAAGUGUUCAGAGUAGUGGGAACAAGAGAGAUACAGACUCCGAGCUUGACACAGAAGAGGAGGAAGAGGAUACGGAUGAUGAGAUGGAGGGAAUGCGUAGACCUAAAAGCAAAUGUAGAAGCACAGGCAGACCUAAAGGAAGGCCUAAAAUCUCUGGAUCAAAUGGCCAGGGCUCAAAUACUGGAACUAAAAAAUCACGUGUUAAGAGACAAAUAAGAAAAAAAUGUACCAGUGAAGAAAAUGAGGAGGUGCUGUCCAAUGGCAAUACAUCCCCUGAUUCUACGGAAGAGAAAGAGGAGAGGCGGAAAAAGGUGAUAAAGAAUACAACAAAAUCAAUAAGGAGUAAUGGCAAAAACAUCAGGAAACGCAGGGGAAGGCAGAAGAAUUAGCUGCUCACUGAAUAAAACACAUUUAAUUGACAUUAAUAAGGAAAUUGACUGGUUUCUUUCAGAAAUGAAGUUAAAUUGGUGUAAAAUAAAUGUACAAAUUGAUCAGUAUUUAGGUUAUUCCCUUUCAACUCAAAGAGAAGUGUUAUGAUUCUAGAGUACUUUUAAUCUCUGUGCCAUGACUUCAGACUAGAAGUAUUAAACUGAUCCUAAAUGCUUGGUCUUCCUUUGGUUAUAAGUUUUUAAUACUUCAUUUUUCAUAUCGUGAAGAUGUUGGUUGAAGCUAACCUGCUGAAAAGUUAAUUUUCUACAUUGUUUUCUAUUUAGAGGAACAAUGGAAGUUUGCUUAAAAAUCUAGUUUGUCACAAACUAUUAAAACAACAAGCUCUAAUGCCAUUAAUGAGUGAGGGAAAAUGUCUCCAAAACAAUAGUUUUAUUGUCUUCAAGCUUUAAAUGUCUUAGUUUUUGUACAUUUUUAUAAAAUAUGAUUAUGUCCAUCUGCAACUUAAGCAUCAUUUAGCCAUGCGUGUGUGUUACCCCUUCUGAAAUCU